This is a messenger RNA of Dunckerocampus dactyliophorus (ringed pipefish), 8558 nucleotides long. RefSeq names its product pleckstrin homology domain containing, family H (with MyTH4 domain) member 2 (gene plekhh2). The record is from RefSeq and is a predicted model, not a curated record. Gene Ontology annotation, biological process: negative regulation of actin filament depolymerization. The transcript is spliced from 30 exons. Bases 195 to 4595 code for a protein of 1466 amino acids. Gene Ontology annotation, cellular component: cytoplasm; cytoskeleton. Lineage: Eukaryota; Metazoa; Chordata; Actinopteri; Syngnathiformes; Syngnathidae. Gene Ontology annotation, molecular function: actin binding.
UUUGACAAAACUACACUGUAUCGCUGACACAUUCCCAACUUUUACCUGAAACUCCUUGGGUAAAGGACAAAGUGCUGUCUUUUUUUAAACUGAAAUCGUUAAACUGGAAUAUUACAAGUAUAUAGAAGUUGGCGUCGACAUGGCGUGAAGCGGAGAUUUAUCGCAUACAGUAUUUCUAUUAGAGUCCAGGCAGUAUGGCAGAAGGCGAGGAGACUAUGAGUCAGGAGGACUGGAAGGACAAGUGUAUGGUCCUCGAAGCUCUACUUAUGAAGUUCAGGGUUCAGAUCAUCAAAAUUAGAGAGCUCACUGCUGACAAGAUUCAACAACUGGAGGCGCAGGUGAUUGAUUCAGAAAAACGAGCUUUUACGGCUCAGCAGCAGUUGCAGUGGAUGGAGGAGAAGCUGAAGGCUCCAGAUGGUCAGUCCGAAACCUCAGAGAAGCUUUUAUUUCAGCGCUGUCAAGAGCUACAGGCAUUAGUGCAGGAGAAGGAAGGCGUCAUCGCCCAGCUUGAGCAGCAGCUGGAAGAACAGAAACAGUCAAGGCUGCAAGAUGCCAAGACAGUGGAGGAGAAAGCGGCUAAGAUCAAGGAAUGGGUGAUGCUCAAGUUGUCAGAGUUUGAGGUGGAGAACGCUGCACUAAGAGAAACCAACAAGCAACAAGAAGCUCAGAUUAUGGAGCUAGAAAAGAAAAUAGAAGAAUUUGAGCAGAAGUACUCUGGUGGACGAGCUGUUUUGUGCAGGCCAGGUGAAGCCCAGCGUGUCAGCAGUCUGACAUUUGGCUGCUUCCAGGUUAGAGGGAAAAGCCCACAGGUCUUAACAGGACCUUUACCUUCCCAGAGGAGCCUUAGCACCCAGGGAGAGACCGAAGGAAGGAUCAACAUUGAAAAGGGAAGUAAGCAGACGACCUCCUCAUCCUCUGGUGCUGAAACCCAGAGAUCAAAUCAAAACAGACUCCUGGAUACCCCAGAAGAGAAUCAGCCCAGUAAUACAUUAGAUUUUGCAGCAAGUAGGUCUGAGUCUCGUAGCGUUUCCUCAGUGCUCUCCAGUGCUGAAGAAGGAGGAAGAUGUGAGGUCAGAGAAGAAGGCGGGGCCACUGUACUGGAGUUAAGUCGCGUUGGGAGCGAGGCCUCAGACGACAGCAGCUCUCUGUUUGAUGACGACAUGCAGCGAGUGGAGCGAACCAGCUUCAGUCUGCUGGGCCCCUCAGAGGGGGGUAAAAUGAGGGAGGACUGCACCUCUGAGGAACUCAACGAACGAUUUCAGUCACAGACCCUUGACUCCUCAUCCUCAUCCAGUGAACCUAAGACCCCCAGCCCCAUCGUCACACCAGCUCUCACUCCUAAACGACCCAACCCACCCCAGGACUUUAGAGACAACCCAGCCUCACCCAAGCAACCGCGACUGCGGACCCCAACGGGUUUGGGUUUGAUGCAUGUAGCCAUGGCCAAAAAGCACCUGAGCCAACCGCCAGUCAGCACAGAGGCAGCACACGGACAAACACGUAACGCCCUCAGCAUGCUGCGCUCCCCCCGGCCACAGGAAACGGACCUUGACCAAGGGGAGGAGCUCAGCAUGGAAACGGGCAAGGAUCCGCCCCCGCAGAUCCGCCCCAGCUCUCGUGCCAAACCCACAAUGCUUUCCAUACAGGCCACACCCGUCCCUUCUGAUGGUUGUCUAGAAAUAACCCCAGACAGUCACAGUUCACCUCCUACACCCCCUUUACACAGGCUCCCCUCCUGGGAGAGUCGCAUCUAUGCAGUGGCUAAAUCAGGAAUCAGGCUCUCUGAGACAUCCUGCGCAGACUCGGCUAGCAAAGACCCCUCGUUGCAAUCCUCCUAUCCUGCCUUUGUAAUAUACACAUCCCUCGUUUAUAAAAACAUGACCACACCAGUAUACACUACUCUGAAGGGGAAAGCCACCCUGCUGAGCAGCAGUCCGUUCUCAGAUGAGUCAUCCAGCUCAGAUGAGUCGUCCAGUUCGGGAGAAGAGGACGGUUCCUUGUGCAGCUCCCACAACUCCUCCAGCUCCCACAAGGACAGUAUCCCAGGCAGUCCACGCUCUCUAAAAAGAGCGGUGUCCAUGUCUUCAAUGACAUCAGAGAGCGACUAUGCCAUCCCACCUGAUGCCUAUUCCACCGAUACCGAGUGCUCUGAACCAGAACAGAAACUUCCCAAAACUUGCUGCUCUGCUCGAGACAACAGCAAGACUGAAUCAAUGGAGAAAUCAGGCUAUCUGCUGAAAAUGGUGAAGACCUGGAAGAAAACCUGGAAGAGGCGCUGGUUUGUCUUGAAAGAUGGAGAGCUGCUCUACUAUAAAUCCCCAAGCGAUGUGAUCAGGAAACCUCAAGGUCAGAUUGAGGUCAACGCCACCAGCAACAUUGCACGUGGAGAGGGAAAACAAGUCCUCCAGAUAGUGACGGGGAAGCGGGUGUACUACCUCAAAGCAGACUCACCUAACCUACUGGAGGAGUGGCUUAGAGUGCUGCAGAGUGUACUGAGAGUCAAAGCUGCAAGUCCACUCUUCACUCAGCCGGAUAUGCGGCCUGGCAUGAAGGGACAGCUUAUCAAGGUAAAACACGGCUACUCUAAGCGGGUUUGGUGCGCUCUGAUUGGCAAAACCCUGUACUACUUUCGCAGCCAAGAGGACAAGUUCCCCCUUGGUCAGAUUAAGCUUUGGGAUGCCCGGGUUGAGGAGGUGGACAGGUCUCAGGACUCAGACGAUGACCUGAAAGCGUGUGUGGGCAGCUUACAGGAAGUGUCCUUUACCAUCGCCAUCCACCCACAGGAUCAAGAACCAACUUACCUGCUCAUUGAGUCCCACCAUGAGAAGGCCUCGUGGUUGUACCAUCUGUGUGUCGCAGCAGCAACCAUGAUGGGGAAAGUCGGCACUGAGUUUGAACAAUUGGUGGGGAAGCUUUUUCAACUGGAUGGAGAUCCAAACUCAAUGACGUGGAGACACCCAACGCUGUCUUUCAGCAAGGAGGCUUUGUCGUCUCCUCUCACCACGUUGCCUUCACAGGCCCUGCAAACAGAGGCUGUCAAACUCUUUAAGACUUGUCAGCUGUUCAUCAACGUGGCUAUCGAUGCCCCAGCCAUCGACUAUCACGUGUCUCUGGCUCAGAGCGCCCUGCAGGUGUGUCUGACCCACCCUGAGCUUCAAAAUGAGUUCUUCUGCCAGCUCAUAAAGCAGACCCGAAAGAGACAGCCGCCCGGCCAGCCAGGACCCCUGCAGGGAUGGCAGUUUUUAGCCUUGUGUGUUGGACUAUUUCUGCCUCAGCAUCCAUUCCUCUGGCUGCUCCAAGUUCAUCUUAAAAGUCAUGGAGAGUCCAGGACUGAGGUGGGUAAAUAUGCCAUCUACUGCCAACGUUCAAUGGAGCGCACCCAGCAGAAAGGCGAGAGGCAGGCCAGACCGUCCCGUAUGGAGAUCCUGUCGAUACUUCUCAGAAAUCCCUACCACCACUCCCUGCCCUUUAGUGUGCCUGUCCACUUCCUCAAUAACACCUAUCAGGUGGUGAGCUUUGAUGCAUCGACCACCGUAGAUGAGUUCCAGUGUCGUCUCAACCAGGACACCGGCAUGAGGAAAACAGGGCUGUCUGGUUUCAGCUUGUACACCGAUGACCCAACCGGACGAGAGCUAGAACACUGCCUCCAUCAGGGAAGCAUCAAGGUUUGUGAUAUUAUCUCCAAAUGGGAGCAAGCAUCUAAAGAGCAGCACUCUGGCAAGUCAGAAAAUACCAGAACAGUCCGCCUCACCUACAAGAACAGGUUGUACUUCUCUAGCCAGGUGAGGGGAGAGUCCGAGAGGGAAAGGUUGUUGCUGGCCUAUCAGACCAACGAGGCCAUCGUAGCGGGACACUUCCCUGUCAACAAGGAACUGGCUCUGGAAAUGGCUGCGUUACUAGCCCAGGUUGAGUUUGGGGAUUUUGAACGCCCCUUUUUGACUCCCGGACCAAUUCAAACUAAAUCCAACCAGACCUUGAAACAGGUUCUGGACAGGUUCUACCCCAAACACUACCGCCGGAUCACAUCUGAGGACCAUCUUAGACAAUUACUCCAGCGUCUCUCUGCUCGCUGGGCCUCGCUCAGGGGUAGGAGUUCCUCUGAGUGUGUCAGGAUUUACCUGACUGUUGCUAAGAAGUGGCCUUUCUUUGGUGCCAAACUAUUUGAAGCAGAGUCCAUCACUGCCUCUCCAGAGGCAGCAGCACAUGUUUGGCUGGCAGUUAACGAAGAUGGCAUCAGCAUUCUGGAGCACAACUCAAUUAAACUACUGGUGACGCACCCCUACAAAAGUGUGAUGACAUUUGGGGGCUGCAAACAGGACUUCAUGCUGGUGGUGGAACAGAACAACAGCAACAACACGGCCAAAGACAAAACCUCAGAGAAGCAUACCUUUGGUAUGGACGUCUCCAAGAUCAGAGAGAUCACCCUCCUCAUCUCGAGCUACAUCAACAGCGCUCACCAGCAGAAGGCCGCUGCACAUCACCUCUCUGCCCCCGCUCUGAUGGCGGCCCAGCCUGUCAGCCUGAAGUGCAAAGAGCUGAGAAGCAAGUCUCCGCCAGCACUGGGACGUCCCAGCAAAACCCCCACCUUGUUGUGACGACGGCUGAUCUCGGUUUGUAGAACAGGUCGCAACUCUGCCCUCACUGCAGGGGGCACUCGAGCAUGUCUCGUGCACAACGUCUUGGGCCUUGAUGUCCUUACAUUUUAACCGCUUGAAAGAGAUUGAUGGGUUUUAUAGGUACAAAGGUGAAACCGGCUGCGGAGCGUUUUUGUCUUCCUUAUGAGUGUUGCAGUUGAGUGUGUGGGCGGAACAGAGAAGUCAACACUACACCGUUUACUGAUUGACCGAGCUAAUGUUCUAAAUUUCAUUCAUCUCUGCUGUCUGGUGCAUUGUGGGUACAGAUGCUGUUUGGGAAAAACUGUUGCGGUCCCGAGUAGCUACGGAACAGAGGAUGUUUUAAACUAAAAUUACAUGAGGGCUAUUUUUCAUGUUUUGCAUCUGUUUUGUAGAGCACAGUGCUUAGACCAGUGUAUACUAUUCUGUAGUGAAGGUUAUUAUAGUUAUUUUUAUUGAUCCCAAACGAAAUAGUGCAGCAGGCAUACAAUGCAAAAGCUUUAUCAAAAAUGUUGUCUUUAUAGAGACAAUAGUACACAUGGUUGAGAAUGAAAGUAUUCAUGUAACAAUAAGGUUAUUAUUGUGCUUGUCGCCUGCAAUGUUGUAGAACGACCGCAUCAUAUUGAGAUGUGUUUAUUACGGUGGCCGACAGGGGCCAAGGUGCAGCGUGUAGAUCAGGGGUGUCCAAAGUGCGGCCCGGGAGCCAUUUGCAGCCCAGUAAAAAUAAUGACAGAAAAAAAGACAUAAUCUAAGGAAAAAAGGUUGGAAUUUACUAGAUUAAUGUAAAAUGAUGAGGAAAAAUAACGUCCUUUUAGCAGCAUAAAGUUGAAAUAUCAAAGAAAGACGUUAUUGUUUUAAGUCGUAAUAUUAUGAGAAACAAAAAAACGAAUGAAGUUGUCGUUUUUGGAAAAUUAGGUUGCAGAAGAAGUUCAAAUGUUACGAGAAUAAAGUCAAAAUAUUAUUGGAAAAAAGUCAGAAUCACGAGAAAGAAAUUUACAAUUACAAAGUUUAAAUAUAGUUGGUGGAAAAAUGACGGCAGAAAUUAAAAAAAAGUCAAAAUUAAAAUAAAGAAUUAAAAUAAAUAUUAAAAUAAAAAUUAAAAUAAAAAAAUUAAAAUAAAUAAAAUUAAAAUAAAGUCAAAAUGGUAACAGAAAAAAAAGUCCCAAUUUUAUGAGAAUAAACUUGGAAUAUUAUGAAGAAAAAUAAUGUCAUUUUAGUGGCAUAGAGUUGAAAUAUUAAAGAAAAAAUAAGUUAUUUUUUUGAAGAUGUAAUAAUAGCAUGAGAAAAACAAAACUACAAUUUUUGAAAAUGGGGUUGAGGAAAAGUUCUAAUAUAAUGGGAAUAAAGCCAGAAUAGUACGAGAAGAACAUUUAGGAAGAUUAUUUAAGAAAAGUGAUAUAUUUGGAAAGUUUUUAAGAAAAAAAAAUGCAAAAAUGGAGUGGGGAGAACAAACAGUGAAGUUCAUACAACACAAUACACUUGUUCACCAAUAUUUCAAAGCUGAGGUGCAGUUUUUUUCUUGAUAUGUAUAUAUAUAUAUAUAUAUAUACACACUACCGGUCAAAAGUUUUAGAACACCCCAAUUAACAAAAAUGUCUAUUUCAGAAUUAUACAAAAAGGCCUGUUUCAGGGACAACAAUUUAAAGCUGCUCUGCAGAAAUGGAGCUUGAUCAAGCCUUGGCAGCUGACAGCCUUGGCAACUAAUUCCUGUGUUCCAAGUUCAGGAGUACUUACGACCUCCUCUGUCUGCAUAAAAACAGUGUUCGAAACACACCGUGGUACUAUACCCUCGUGAACAUCAGUUGGACAGCAUUGUACUGGAGAAAGUCAUUUGUUGCGACAAAAACGGCAAGAAAAAAAGGGAUUUAACAAUGCAAGAGAGACAGACCAUCUUAACACUUAAAAAUGUUAAAUUCCUCCAGAGAAAUUGGAGUGGUCUAAAACUUUUGACCGGUAAUGUAUUUCAGUGACCUUUACACCCUUUCAUUUUUGAGUAUGUGGUGGGAAAAGUUUGGACACCCCUGGUGUAGAUUGUCAGUCAUCCAGGUCAUUGGAGUCCACAAACGUUGAAUGGAGGCAACUGGACUCAACAAACUUGUUGUUUGUUGAAGACAUUUUACCUUUCAUCCAAAAGGCUUUUUCUGUCAUAUAUUUUUAAGUGUGGAGUUUCCCUAUUUAUGUCUCCUUUGGGUGGUUACAAUAGGGUUGUUGUUGUGGUUGUUGCCUGGCGUAACAGCAGGUUGUCCACCUGCCUGGUGGCAAAACAAGUUCCGAUUGGCUACUAUUGGAAUGAGACAAUCUUUGGGGGAGAUACUGUAUGUUAAGCAGAUGAUAUAUGAUGGCACAAACCUCCUCUGUUUAGGGAGGGCCUUUCUGUGUUGAUUUAAAUGGCUUCUUUCACACAUCAGCAGUCUGAAUUUGGACAUCAUUGUCCUCCAAGGAAUGUCCCUUCUUUUUGAGAUGCAAAUGAACUGCUGACUCUGGGAACGAAGAAAGUGAUCGCCUAUGUUGUGCCAUGUGUUUGUAUAAGGGUUGCUCGGUCUCUCCAAUGUAGGAGUUGUUGUACUCCUCGCUCACAUUGUUGGCUUUACUUUUUGGAUUUUAUUUUAUUUUAUUUUAUUUUAUUUUAUUUUAUUUUAUUUUAUUUUAUUUUAUUUUAUUUUAUGUUAUUUUAUUUUAUUUUAUUUUGUGAUUCUUAUAAUUAUUUUUAUUUCUUACCAGCCCCCAAAUCCCUUUAGUGCAGAUUAACCUAAAGUAGUGGAGGCUCAGUGCAGAGUGUCAGCAAGCAGUGCGGUAUGAAAACUGUAAAGUGUACAUUUGGUGACCUGAUUAUGUUGGAAAGCUCGCUUGUAAAAGAGGAAUUGACUCGGAUGGUAAUGUGCUUUGUAGUUACUGAGUAGCCAAGAGGGAAACUAACACCCUCCCUAAAGCAGCAGAGCGGCCACACUGUUGAAGUGAAAGAAGAGUGGAUGUGAAAGAGUGAAGAGGACAUGGUGGUACAAAGGUUAAAGAGACAUUGGACGUUCCAGACGGAGAAACUGGAAGACAAGUCAUUUCAUGUAAGGGCACUUGCUCGAUUCUUGUAUAUAAGAAGCACGUCAGGAUGCAUUGUAUUUAAAUCCUUUUUGGAGCAUUUGUUAGUGAAUAAACUACAAGUAAAACCAAUUACAUGCUUGUGUUACAUCUCAUGACUGCAUGAAAGCUUGCUUUUCAACACCGUUUCUCCCCAGUCGGUCCUCCCCACUAAGGUACCCUCGUCGCCUCAUUGGGGUGAUUGUGAAUGACGCCAUGAUGGUAUCAACACGUCAUUCCGACAGCAAGUGACACUCCCUCAUUCCAGCACACAAGGCGGGCGGGAUGACAUAUGAUACCUGGCCUGUCUAAACUAGUUUGUGACAUGCUUUUGUCCAGGUUGCUAUGGGGAUUAAAAAAAAAGAGGAGGGGCUGAGGGGGAGAAAAAAAUAGGUGAGGCAAAAGGGAAUUAAACUGUUACAGGGAAAUACAAAUAAUGAUGAUCCUCUCCUGUUUGCACAUUGUGUGACUAUUGUGCAAAUUAACCAGAGCAACAUUAAAAAUAAUCUACAAGGGCAAUUAAUUGCUGCAGGACUACGAGAGGUUUCCCCUCAAACGUAGUUUGUAAAAUACGCCUAGAAAACCUGUUGAAUUCAUUUAAGUUACACAAAUGUUUUGUUGGAUAAAUAUUGACCUGUUAUUGAUGUAGAUCAGGGGUGUCCAAACGUUUUCCACCGAGGGCCACAUAGUGAAAAAUGAUAGUUUCCAAAGCAACACAUGUACUGUAGAUAUGCUAAGGAAUUAUAUGAUUAUUUUAAGAACAAACUGCAUCUCAGCUUUGUGAUAUUGGUGGAAAAGCCUAUUAUUAGUAUCAACUUCACUCUUUUUUCCCUUAUUUUUGCUGUUUUUGCUGUGCUGUUUUUUAAUUUCUCG